AUGUCAGGCAUCGAUAAACAAGACAUUGUCAAGCUCGUCAUCCAGUUUCUGAGAGAAAACAACCUCAACCAAACUCGCUCAGUCUUGGAGCGAGAAUCUAACCUCUCACUAAACACUGUUGAGAACAAAUCCAAGUUUUUGCAAGAUAUUAUAGACGGCCGAUGGGACAUUGUGCUAAAGCAAGUGAGCCAGCUGGGCAUCUCGAAUGAGAAGCUGCUUGAUUUGUACCAACAGAUCACACUGGAAAUGAUUGAAAUUAAUGAACUAAGCACAGCAGAAAUACUGCUUCGAAAAUCAAAUGUGAUGCGUUUAUUGCUAGAAGAGCAUCCCGAAAGAUACCAAACCAUCGAAGACUACCUAGAGCAAGCACCUAUCACCAAGACACAAUACACAACGGAAGAGAGGCGUUCAGCUGUAGCCAAAGGUCUAGACAAGGAGAUAUCGGUGGCACCAGGCAGUCGAUUACUCACUCUAUUGGGCCAAAGCAUCAAAUGGCAGCAACAUCAAGGCAUCAUCAUGCCAGACUCGACUUACGACAUUUUUAAAGGCACUGUCCAAGUUCACAAAGCAGAGGAAGAUGUGUUUCCUUCCAAACCAUAUGUAUCCAUCAAAUUUCCAGGCAAAAAGACACACGCUGAGUGCGCCUCCUUUUCUCGCAACGGACACUACCUGGCAACAGGUUCUGUGGAUGGGUUCAUAGAGAUUUGGAACUACUUGACAGGCAAACUACGAAAGGAUUUGGCAUACCAAGCCAAAGACAGCUUGAUGGCCAUGGAUAAAUCAGUGCUGUGCGUUCAGUUUAGCCACGAUAACGAGCUGCUGGCGUCAGGGUCUUUGGAUGGUAAGAUUGCUAUAUGGAAAAUCAAGUCUGGACAGUGUCAAAAGAGGAUUCCUGCAGCACACACAGAGGGUGUGACAUCCAUCAGCUUCAGCCGCGACAGCACACAAGUCUUGACGGCGAGUUAUGAUCAGACGAUUAGAAUACACGGUCUCAAGUCAGGCAAGAUGCUUAAGGAAUUCAGAGGACAUACAUCAUUCAUCAAUGCAGUGAUCUACAGUACUGAUAAUACGCGUGUGUUGAGUGCCAGCAGUGAUGGCACAGUCAAGAUCUGGGACGCAAAGACAACCUCUUGUCUACACACAGUCAAUCCUCAGCCCAAGAUUGAAAAGGACCAACUCAACCCUAUAGGUGGCCUCGGCAACGCGUCUGUUCAAACCAUCAUGCCUAUUCCUAAGCGCCAGGACCAAUUCCUGGUUUGCAACAAAACAAACACUCUAUUCAUUAUGUCCAUCCGAGGCCAGAUCAUCAAAACACUCACGCACAAUAAACUGAAAGGCUCAGAUUUCAUCACGGCAUCCACAUCGCCUCAAGGGGACUUAAUCUAUGGUAUCGCUGAAGAUAAGCACAUGUAUGCUUUUCAACUGACAACAGGUGAUCAAGUGGGCAACGUCAAAGUGUGUGAGAACGAGGUCAUUGGUAUGGCAAGUCAUCCCUUGUCCAAUGUGGUGGUCGCCUACGAUGAUGCUGGUUAUGUCUUGUUCUUUAAAGCGCCUUAA
Molecule: messenger RNA, 1557 nt
Organism: Mucor velutinosus
Lineage: Eukaryota; Fungi; Mucoromycota; Mucoromycetes; Mucorales; Mucoraceae
Exons: 5
Coding region: 1-1557 (518 amino acids)
Biological process (GO): mRNA splicing, via spliceosome
Cellular component (GO): precatalytic spliceosome
Molecular function (GO): protein binding
Source: RefSeq, a predicted model, not a curated record